AUGUCAUCGUUUUCAGGCGAUUUUCUCAUGAACCAAGGCGUUUGGUUUAGCGAAAAAAAUGUUAUCGCUGGCCUCUUGGCUGGAUUUUUCGGAGGUCUGGCAUUUGGAUGGUUAUUCAGUUCGUCAUUAUUCGUAAAUAAUAAUGUAAAAGUCGUUUCGGGUGCAUUUGAUUCCAAGAGAGAUGAACGUGACGAUGAACAGAGCUUCGAACCCGGUUGUUCGGAUGCUGAUGGAGAAUAUAAGAUGGUGCUAGUAGUUAGGAAUGACUUGAAGAUGGGCAAAGGAAAAGUAGCAGCACAAUGUUCUCAUGCGACAUUAGGUUGCUUUCAAAAAGCAUGUGAACAAGCUCCAAACGCCGUUGACACAUGGUUUUCAGGUGGUCAAGCAAAAGUUGUUUGUAAAUGCGAAUCAGCUAAUGACUUAGAGGAACUACAGCGUCAAGCAAAACGAAAGGGUCUCACAACUUGUCUGAUACGUGAUGCUGGUCGAACACAAAUUGAACCGGGUAGUAAAACAGUACUUGGCAUUGGUCCAGCUCCUUCAAAAUCGAUUAACGAAAUAACACAACAUUUAAAACUCUAUUGA
Molecule: messenger RNA, 585 nt
Organism: Adineta ricciae
Lineage: Eukaryota; Metazoa; Rotifera; Eurotatoria; Adinetida; Adinetidae
Source: the annotation of a GenBank genome assembly